ACCUCCCCUUCUCUUCUUUUUCUUCUUCUGUCCUGUAUAACUCAUUCUUCUCGUCUCUCCUCCCUUUCGAACACCUCAAAGAUGGCCGACUCCGGCGAAGGCCUCAUCGUGAGCUUCGGCGAGAUGCUCAUCGACUUCGUGCCGACGGUGUCGGGGGUGUCGCUGGCGGAGGCCCCGGGGUUCCUUAAGGCCCCCGGCGGCGCCCCGGCCAACGUGGCGAUCGCCGUGGCCCGACUCGGCGGGCGCGCUGCGUUCGUCGGCAAGCUGGGCGACGACGAGUUCGGCCGCAUGCUGGCGGCGAUCCUGCGGGAGAACGGCGUGGACGACACCGGCGUCACGUUUGACGCCGGGGCCCGCACCGCCCUCGCCUUCGUCACGCUUCGGGCCGACGGCGAGCGUGAGUUCAUGUUCUACCGCAACCCCAGCGCCGACAUGCUGCUCACGGAGGCCGAGCUCAACCUUGAUCUCAUCAGAAAGGCUGCAAUCUUCCACUACGGAUCGAUAAGCUUGAUCACGGAGCCCUGCAGAUCGGCUCAUCUGAAAGCCAUGGAGGUGGCCAAGGAAGCCGGGGCGCUGCUGUCGUACGACCCCAACCUCCGGUUGCCGCUUUGGACAUCGCCUGAGGAGGCUCGCAAGCAGAUCCUGAGCAUCUGGAACGAGGCAGACAUCAUAAAGGUCAGCGACGUCGAGCUCGAGUUCCUCACCGGCCAUGACUCGGUGGAAGACGAGGUGAUCGCGCAGCUCUGGCGCCCAAGCCUGAAGCUCCUCCUGGUGACGCUCGGUGAGAAGGGCUGCAAGUACUACACCAAGGAUUUCCAUGGCGCCGUCGCGUCCUUCACGGUGGAGCAGGUGGACACGACGGGGGCCGGAGACGCGUUCGUCGGCGCACUGCUCCGGCGGAUCGUCGAGGACCCGUCUGCGCUGCAGGAUGAGAAGAAGCUGAGGGAGGUGCUGAGGUUUGCCAAUGCGUGCGGGGCGAUCACCACCACCAAGAAGGGUGCAAUCCCCUCGUUGCCCAACGUAGCAGAAGCAAUGCGACUCUUUGAGAGCGCAUAGAACAUGAUUAGAUCUCGAAUUGAUCCAUAGCUACCCUUUUUUUCUCACAAGCUCUUCUUGUGGCCUUGGUACUGCAAGGCCAUCAUCAAUCCCUUUCUUGAUAACCCUUAGCAACCUGUUACAGAUCGAGUUGGUUUCUUGUCGAAUGGACUCUACUACCUCUGGUAGUGGGCAAAUAAUAAAUCCAUUUUAAUCAAAAUGUUCAUGGUUUCACGAUA
Molecule: messenger RNA, 1274 nt
Organism: Musa acuminata AAA Group (dessert banana)
Lineage: Eukaryota; Viridiplantae; Streptophyta; Magnoliopsida; Zingiberales; Musaceae
Product: fructokinase-1
Exons: 4
Coding region: 82-1056 (324 amino acids)
Biological process (GO): fructose metabolic process
Cellular component (GO): cytosol
Molecular function (GO): fructokinase activity
Source: RefSeq, a predicted model, not a curated record